Messenger RNA from Carassius carassius (crucian carp), 3296 nucleotides. It is a transcript of the gene sec24a, whose product is annotated as SEC24 homolog A, COPII coat complex component. The transcript has 21 exons. Lineage: Eukaryota; Metazoa; Chordata; Actinopteri; Cypriniformes; Cyprinidae. The coding region runs from base 191 to 3277 and encodes 1028 amino acids. The record is from RefSeq and is a predicted model, not a curated record. Gene Ontology annotation, cellular component: endoplasmic reticulum exit site; COPII vesicle coat. Gene Ontology annotation, molecular function: zinc ion binding; SNARE binding. Gene Ontology annotation, biological process: intracellular protein transport; endoplasmic reticulum to Golgi vesicle-mediated transport; COPII-coated vesicle cargo loading.
UGUGUUUCCAAUACGACCGGAAGCGGCUUCACACAGGAAAUGCCACGUGUACCAAGUGCGCAUGCGCGCUCUCCGUGCUCCCGCUGGACUUCCGCUGGUGUAUCACCGUGACAUUAGUGAACGCGUCGAGCGAGAGAGCGCGUCACACGCCCGAGAGACGCUCGCCUACUGACCCGAGCGACCCUUCAGGAUGUCCAGCGGCGGCUUCGCGUCACAGAACGGCGCGGGAGGCUCGCACGCGAACGGUCCGUCACAGAACCCCGUUGGUGUUUUCUCCUCUAAUCAGGGCUUCAUGGCACCGCCGCAGCCGGGCUUCAACACCCUGCCCACCAAAGGUCCUCCGCCGGCGGGCCCGAGCCUCUACAGCAACAGCCAUCGCCAGCCUUCACCCGUCAGCACACCCAACCACAGGAGCACACUGCCCACCAACAGCUACCAGCAUCCUCCUCAGCCUCAGUAUCUUCAGCAGCAUCCUCCUCCUCCUCCACAGCAUCCUCAGCAGGGCCAGUAUCCUCCUCCUCAGCAGCAGUCCCAGCAUCCUCAGCAUCCUCCUCCUCCUCCACAGCAUCCUCAGCAGGGCCAGUAUCCUCCUCCUCAGCAGCAGUCCCAGCAUCCUCAGCAUCCUCCUCCUCCUCCACAGCAUCCUCAGCAGGGCCAGUAUCCUCCUCCUCAGCAGCAGUCCCAGCAUCCUCCUCCUCAUGCCCAGUAUCCUCUGCAGCAGCCCCAGAGUCCUCAGUCCGGCUGGAGCCCCGUCCCAUCAGUGAUGCAGCACAGUGCUCCUCCUGUCUUCCACAACACUACGCAGCCGCCCGCACCCUCUGUGACCGCUGGCCCUGCGCUGAAUGUGAUGUACGGUCCUCCUCGGUCCACAGCUGUGAGCGGGACACACAGCAACGGUCCUCUAACUGAGCGCUUGCUGAAACACGAGGCUGUGUGUCCUCGAUUGUCUGAAAGUGUGUGUUUGUCCUGUCCGUCUGCUCAGCUGAGCCCCUCGUUAGCGUCGUUAAGCCUGCAGUCUCCACCUCCAGAGGCUCUGAGGGCCGUUAACCUGCUUCAGGAGCGCAGUCUGCUUCCUCCAGGAGCCGUGUCUCCGCCGGUGCCCUGUCUGCCACAGGACCUGCAGAAGCUGAACGUCAGCCCAGAGGUUUUCCGCUCUACUCUGACCAGCAUCCCACAGACUCAGUCUCUGCUGAACAAAGCCAAGCUUCCCCUCGGCCUCCUGCUACACCCCUUCAAAGACCUCUCACAACUGCCUGUAGUGACGUCCAGUAACAUCGUACGCUGCCGCUCCUGUCGGACCUACAUCAACCCGUUCGUGACCUUCGUGGACGCUAGAAGAUGGAAGUGUAACCUGUGUCACCGAGUCAAUGAUGUUCCAGAGGAGUUCAUGUAUAAUCCGGUCAGCAGAUCGUAUGGAGUGCCUCACAAAAGACCCGAGGUGCAGAGCGCCACCAUCGAGUUCAUCGCCCCAUCUGAAUACAUGCUGAGGCCACCGCAGCCCGCCGUCUACCUCUUCGUCUUGGACGUGUCUCAUAACGCGGUGCAGACCGGAUAUCUGGACGUGGUCUGUCAGAUGCUCCUGGACAACCUGGACUCGCUUCCCGGAGACGCUCGGACGAAGAUCGGCUUCAUCACGUUCGACAGCAACAUCCACUUCUACAACCUGCAGGAAGGCCUGUCUCAGCCGCAGAUGCUCAUCGUGUCAGACGUCGACGAUGUGUUCCUGCCGACGCCGGACAGCCUUCUGGUCAACCGGAGCGAGUGCAGAGAGCUGCUGCAGGAUCUGCUGACGAGUCUGCCGCAGAUGUUCGCUCAGACGAUGGAGACUCAGUCUGCUCUGGGUCCGGCGCUGCAGGCCGCCUUCAAGCUGCUGUGUCCCACCGGAGGACGCAUGUCUGUGUUCCAGACGCAGCUGCCAACCCUCGGCAUCGGAGCGCUCCAGCCCAGAGAAGAGCCCAGCCAGAGAGCCAACACCAAGGACGUGCAGCAUCUGAGUCCUGCGACGGACUUUUAUAAGAAGCUGGCUCUGGACUGUUCUGGUCAUCAUGUGGCCGUGGAUCUGUUCCUGCUGAGCGCACAGUACUCUGACCUGUCCUCUCUGGGCUGUAUAUCCAGAUACUCAGCUGGAAGCGUCUAUUUCUACCCUUCAUACCACAAGCAGCACAACCCGGCUCAGACGGAGCGCCUCCAGAAGGAUCUGAAGAGAUACCUGACGCGUAAGAUCGGCUUUGAGGCGGUCAUGAGGAUCCGCUGCACUAAAGGUCUGUCCAUACACACCUUCCACGGGAACUUCUUCGUGCGCUCCACUGACCUGCUGUCUCUGCCCAAUGUGAACCCCGACGCCGGCUUCGCCGUGCAGAUGAGCAUCGAGGAGAACCUGCUGGACCUGCAGACCGUGUCCUUCCAGGCCGCUCUGCUCUACACCUCCAGCAAAGGAGAGCGGAGGAUCCGUGUGCACACGCUGUGUCUGCCCGUGGUCAACUCUCUGUCAGACAUCUUCGCUGGAGCUGAUGUCCAGGCCAUCACUGCUCUUCUGGCCAGCAUGGCUGUGGAUCGCUCUGUGACGGCGAGUCUGAGUGAUGCUCGUGAUGCUCUGAUCAACGCUGCCAUCGACUCUCUGGCCUCCUACCGCUCCUCGGUGCUGACCGUGCAGCAGCCCGGCCUGCUGGCCCCCGCCUGCCUGCGUCUGCUCCCGCUCUACAUCCUGGCCCUGCUCAAACACAAAGCCUUCCGGACGAGCGCCAGCACCCGGCUGGACGAGCGAGUGUUUGCCAUGGGUCAGCUGAAGCACCAGCCGCUGGCGUUCCUCAUGAUGAUGGUCCAUCCAGGCCUGUAUCGUGUGGACGAGCUGACCGAUGAGGGGGCUCUGAACAUCAACGAUCGCACGAUUCCUCAGCCCAGAGCUCUUCAGCUGUCCGUGGAGAAGCUCAGCAGAGACGCGGCGUUCCUCAUGGACUGCGGCACAGUCAUGUAUCUGUGGGUGGGCAGGAGCUGCAGCCCGGUGUUCCUCACAGAAGUGCUGGGAGCGGAGAGCUACGCUGCUGUUCCUCUCAACAUGAACCAGCUUCCAGAGCUGGACACGGCCAGAUCGUCUCGACUGCGAGCGUUCGUCGGCUGGCUGAGAGAACACCGGCCGUUCCACGCCGUCCUGCACGUCAUCAGAGACGAGUCUCCGCUCAAGGCUGAGUUCAUGCAGAACAUGAUCGAGGAUCUCAGUGAAUCCGCUCUCUCUUACUACGAGUUCCUCCUGCACCUACAGCAGCAGAUCUCCAAGUGAUCCCACAAUGCCCUGCUGC